Colletotrichum navitas is the source of this 1066-nucleotide messenger RNA. RefSeq lists its product as uncharacterized. Bases 151 to 894 code for a protein of 247 amino acids. The transcript has a single exon. NCBI's taxonomy places the organism in Eukaryota, Fungi, Ascomycota, Sordariomycetes, Glomerellales, Glomerellaceae. The record is from RefSeq and is a predicted model, not a curated record.
GGAAGAGGCAUCACACCAGGGUGGUGUUUCGCACCGUGGAUUGUUGUGUCUCAAUCAUGAUACCACCGCCAUCACCACCAUCGCCGACGGAAUACUAAGGCACCACUGACUGGUCUGGGUGCAACUUAGUCACCCCCAUGCGCGUGCUCUAUGGAAACCGAAUCUGGUCCGACUGACUGCCAUCGUCAAGCCGCAAGUUCCAAGUUGGAUUUAAACUAUCGAAGCGGAGUGGUCGGGGAGGGAGUUUCGACGCUUGCCAGUUUCGACGGGCUUGAAGACAUGCCACGUACGGAUUCGGAUGGCACGGUUGUUCUGUGGGAGAGUGCAGGCAGUCAGUCAGUCCUGCAAGGAGGCUCACGAGGUCAACAUCGUCUGCGCCGUCUUCGUACUGCGCCCCUAGACAGACAACCAGGGAUGGAAGGCUGGUCAGGUUAUGACGCAAUUGAGUCGGGGCCAGCACGACCGGCCCUGCAAUUACCGCUAAUGAGGCUCGAUGCGAGAUGCGGUGCUCUCGGCACGUGGUGGGAUCGUGAUCAAAGACGUGUCGUUUCGUCGUCGUCCUUGCGCAAGGGCACAUGGCUGUUCGGCUUCUGCUCAAUUUCCAGGCAUAGUCAGUACCCAGGCAUGUUUCUUUCGGAACACCAUUGCCCCCUCCCCGAGCCGUUCCACAGUCCAUGGGAGCGCCAACCCGCGUGGGUCGCGACAGGAGGUGCCCCACGGCUCUUCAGACAACGCCAGCCCAGAUGGCCGGGACAAGCAGAAAGGUGGGAUGCUAUUCUCGAAAGCAAACCCGGUAUUCUGGCGUCGAAGCUGCGCCGAUCAAGCUCCGAACGCUACUACUACUACUACUACUACAUGGGACCUUUUUUCUUUCGCGAGGCGGGUAAACCCUGAUUUACCUCGCCGUGCGGUGCAUAGGGUCUUGGAGUAUAUCUCCCUCCCUCUGCUGUCACUUUUACCGGCUUACGGGAUCUCUGGGCAGCAGGUGUGGGUAGAAGAGCUGGCGUGUACCUCGCCGCGCAAUAUGGACUGCGUCGAGACCUCUCUCGGUUGCGGCAAGGGCUUG